CCCCCAGCUCCUCGGGAAGGGAGGAAUUUAGAAAAAAAGUUUCCCAGAAGUUUGGAUCAGAGGAAGGACGGGAAGACCUAGAGAGGAAGAGGGAGAGAGGGAGGAGAGAAAGGGAGAGGGAGGAGAGAGAGAGAAUUAAAAAAAAGAUGAAGUCCAGUCUGCACAGCCUGUGAGCGCCUGCCCUGGUGGGUGGGAAGCAGGACUCGGGCGCUCAUGCAGCGAGCGGGUGGCGCUCGGGGCGCUCGUUCCUAGCGGUUGGGACAGCUAGGGGCGUCGGUCCGAGCAGAGGGCGGGGGAGGGCGCAGGGGGAGGGUGCCGAGGACCCGCGGAGCCAACGCCUCAGUCUCGGCCUCCUAGCCGCCGCCUCUCCCGGGCCCUGCCCGGCGGGCUCUCGGAGCGUGAGGGCUCGGGCUGCUCCCUCUGUCGCGGGGGCGAGCGGAGGCCGGGGUGCGGGCGGCUAAGAUGAGUGAAAGGAGAAGAUCUGCAGUCGCCCUGAGCUCGCGAGCACAUGCCUUCUCUGUUGAAGCCCUGAUCGGCUCAAAUAAAAAGCGGAAACUGCGAGACUGGGAGGAGAAGGGGCUGGACCUGUCCAUGGAGGCGCUGAGCCCCGCGGGCCCACUCGGAGACACGGAGGACGCGGCCGCACACGGCCUGGAGCCUCACCCGGAUUCUGAGCAGAGCACUGGUUCAGACUCUGAGGUGCUCACCGAGCGGACUUCCUGCUCCUUUGACACUCACACUGACCUGGGCUCUGGUGCUGCAGGCCCCGUGCCUGCUGCCAUGUCUUCCAUGGAGGAGAUUCAGGUGGAGCUGCAGUGUGCUGACCUCUGGAAGAGGUUCCAUGACAUUGGAACCGAGAUGAUCAUCACCAAAGCAGGCAGGAGGAUGUUUCCUGCCAUGAGAGUGAAAAUCACUGGCCUGGAUCCACACCAGCAGUACUACAUAGCAAUGGACAUCGUACCUGUGGACAAUAAAAGAUACAGAUACGUGUAUCAUAGCUCCAAGUGGAUGGUGGCUGGCAACGCUGAUUCCCCUGUGCCCCCAAGAGUUUAUAUACACCCUGACUCUCUAGCUUCUGGAGAUACUUGGAUGAGACAGGUGGUCAGUUUCGACAAACUCAAGCUGACCAACAAUGAAUUGGAUGAUCAAGGACAUAUCAUUCUCCACUCUAUGCACAAAUACCAGCCUCGAGUUCACGUGAUUCGCAAGGAUUUCAGCAGCGACCUUUCGCCCACCAAACCUGUCCCGGUUGGGGAUGGAGUGAAAACAUUCAACUUUCCUGAGACCGUGUUCACCACAGUCACGGCCUAUCAGAACCAGCAGAUCACCAGAUUAAAAAUUGACCGAAACCCUUUUGCUAAAGGAUUCAGAGAUUCUGGAAGAAACAGAACUGGACUGGAAGCCAUCAUGGAGACGUAUGCGUUCUGGAGACCCCCUGUGCGCACGCUCACCUUUGAAGAUUUCACCACCAUGCAAAAGCAACAAGGGGGCAGCACAGGCACUUCCCCAACCACCUCCAGCACUGGGACACCAUCGCCUUCAGCUUCUUCUCAUCUUUUAUCUCCAUCCUGUUCUCCUCCAACAUUUCACCUGGCCCCCAACACUUUCAACGUGGGCUGUCGAGAGAGCCAGCUGUGCAAUCUAAACCUCUCCGAUUACCCACCAUGUGCCCGGAGCAACAUGGCUGCCUUGCAGAGCUACCCGGGGCUGAGUGACAGUGGCUACAACAGGCUUCAGAGUGGCACUGCUUCGGCCACUCAGCCCUCCGAAACCUUCAUGCCUCAGCGGACUCCAUCCCUGAUCUCAGGAAUACCAACUCCUCCCUCGUUGCCUAGCAACGGCAAGAUGGAAGCCUACGGUGGCCAGCUGGGGUCCUUCCCCACCUCCCAGUUUCAGUACGUCAUGCAGGCGGGCAACGCCGCCUCCAGCUCGUCCUCACCACACAUGUUUGGGGGCAGCCACAUGCAGCAGAGCUCCUACAAUGCCUUCUCUCUCCACAACCCUUACAAUCUGUAUGGAUACAAUUUCCCCACUUCCCCUAGGCUAGCCGCAAGCCCAGAAAAACUGAGUGCCUCUCAAAGCACUUUACUCUGUUCUUCUCCUUCCAACGGGGCCUUCGGAGAGAGGCAGUACCUGCCCACGGGGAUGGAGCACAGCAUGCACAUGAUUAGCCCUUCGCCCGGUAAUCAGCAGGCGACUAACACCUGUGACGGCCGGCAGUACGGGGCGGUCCCCGGCUCCUCCUCUCAGAUGUCCGUUCACAUGGUUUAGUGGCCAGUCCAAGCAGCACGGAGCCAACCGCAGCCAAGGCCCCAGAGUCUCCAUGGGCAGAUCCUCCUCUUUGGGAGCCUUUGAAAA
Camelus dromedarius (Arabian camel) is the source of this 2358-nucleotide messenger RNA. RefSeq names its product T-box transcription factor 15 (gene TBX15). Gene Ontology annotation, molecular function: RNA polymerase II cis-regulatory region sequence-specific DNA binding; DNA-binding transcription factor activity, RNA polymerase II-specific. The transcript is spliced from 8 exons. Gene Ontology annotation, cellular component: nucleus. Gene Ontology annotation, biological process: regulation of transcription by RNA polymerase II; cell fate specification; positive regulation of DNA-templated transcription. The record is from RefSeq and is a predicted model, not a curated record. Bases 463 to 2271 code for a protein of 602 amino acids. Lineage: Eukaryota; Metazoa; Chordata; Mammalia; Artiodactyla; Camelidae.